Messenger RNA from Lonchura striata (white-rumped munia), 528 nucleotides. The record is from RefSeq and is a predicted model, not a curated record. Lineage: Eukaryota; Metazoa; Chordata; Aves; Passeriformes; Estrildidae.
AUGGGACAGAGCUGGGAGCCCAUUUUCCCCCGGGUGCUCUCCUGUGCUGUUCUGCUGCUCCUGCUGGUGGCUGUGCUGAGCAGAGGCAGGAGGUGCAGCAUCGCCAAAAUCCUCCGGCAGUACCGCGCCGUCAUCUUCCAUGAGAUCCAGAACCUGAGAAACCUGACUGGGUCGUACAGGAGCGGGAGGGCCGGGCCUGCUUGUCGCUCAGACAAGGACCAGAAGAUCCUGCUGUCUAUCUACAACAUCAGCAUGUCCCUGCGGGAGGUGGGGGCUGGCACCCCGCAGGGCCCCGAGGAGCUGGCGGUCUGGAGGGUGGCCAGGAACACCAACUUCGUGCUCCGGGAGAACUGCAGGAAAAUCAGCAAGAGCCCAGCGCGCACCGGCGCGGCCCCGGCGCGGCGCGGGGCAGCCGCCCGCAGGAGGAAGCGGCUGCGGGAGAUCGGCAGGAAGGCGGAGAGGCUGGCGACCUGCUGGGAGAAGCUCAAUGCCCUGCACGCACCCCGCCAGGCGCCCUGGGACUCGUAG